GAAAACUGCUCUCGUUAAAUGUUAAGAGAUUUAGGUCGUGUCAUCUUUAUUUACAAAGUGUGUAUUUAAUACGCAGCUAAAGACAUAACAACAGUUUAACCAAAAUGUAGAAUCCCCUACGCCGAUGAUAGACACUGAGGCAGGCUUUUCAUUGAAACUGGUGCCGAUGUGCAUUGUGGGGCUGUCGGGGAAUUGUCUGGCACUGAGAUGAAAAUGGCGGAGGGCUGUAUUGUUGGAGGAGGAAGUGUUAUAGGUACAAAUAUCGAGAAAAACAAACACAAUACAGAUCUAUUGUUACACCCCGAGCUGCUUUCCCGGGAUUUUAUUCUGCUUACAUUACUGGAGAAAAAGAUUCCUGUUGACAAUGAGAAGUAUGCAGACAAAGAUAGACUCACAGACCUGUACCUUCAGCACAUCAUUCCCUUGCCUCAGAGAGACCUGCCAAACAGCCGAUGGGGAAAACGGAUGGAAAAAAAGAGAGCAUCCCAAUCUGCAGCUAAUGCACAAAGACUUAGUUCUACUGCUGAUGGUUCAAGAAAAAGACCAAUAUUUUUUGAUGGCAGCUCAACAAGUACCAGCAUAAAACUGAAAAAGAUCGAGGCAGGAGCCACAGAUCGCUUAAAGCCCCCUCCAUCUGGGAACCUAGCCAACACCAUCCGCAGACAGUCAAACACUUCCACCAACUGCUCCUCUGAUGGUUCCCUGAGCAGUCCUGCCAAUAACUCCAUUGAGCACCUUCCUGAGAGGGUGGUCAAACACGACAGAGCCACUACCAGUUACCAGAACCCGAAUGGGAAUGUCAAAUCGACACCCGCCACAGUGACAGAGGCAUCUACAGGAGGAACAGCAAGUAUGAAAUUAAAAAGAGCGGCGCCAAAAGGAGACCCUGAAGUGGCGGGAGAAUUUAAAUCAUCAGAGACUAAGAAGAAAAUUCAGCAUGUUACCUGGCCGUGAAUUUGUUGCAGACAGUGAUCUAUCUUCUAAAGUAACAUCUACAACUCUGCCUUAGCAGCCCCUGUCUACCUGGAGUAGUGGAGAUCAAUGAAUUUAGCAGGCUUUGGAUGUAAUGUCUACAAGGACUAAGUGAUACAGAAUACUACCUUCAAGAGAUUGAAAAUGCUGGACUGGAUAUUAAAGAAUUGCUUUCUCUAUUUUUUUAAUGUCUUUACAUUUAAUUGGUCUAAUAACCAGAUUGCAUAUUGUUGUUUUUUUUUGUUUGUUUUUUUAGACCUUUUCAAUGAGAUUUCAAACAGUAAAAUUCCUUGUCUUUUGGCUUAGAACAAACUACAGUAGAACCUGCCGUGUCCAAUUUAAUUGGUUCCAGGGGUCCAUCAGAUAUGUGAAAAUAUCAUAUCUCAGAGGGUGGUGUUAUACUACAUUGUAGUUGCUUUAUUAACGUCAGGGCAUUAAAAUUAACACAUUUGGGUACAGCAGUGUGUCUAAAACAACAAAAGUACAGUACUGCAGAUGUACUAUACAAAGAAAACCAGUAGAAAUUACUGCAAGUAAAGUGCAGUAUUAAAAAUAAAGUACUGUAAUACAGUAUCUGGCAAUUUGCAAAACAGCGUUUCAAAAACAUUUUUGCACUGAAAGUGUGUGUUAACCUGAGACAGAAAUGGAGUUUAAAAAACACCCACACAAACACAAACUGCUUUGGAAGAUCAGUGAUGUUGUGAAAAAAUAUUGUUUCAGUUUUUUGUUAAUGGUACAGUAGUUAUAUUAAUCCAUCGAUUUUCUUGUUGUUUUAAGUGAACUUAGUGACACCUAACAGCAUGCAAGAGUUUCCCAAAUGCAAUGUCUUUUUCCACUGCCUCUGGCUCUGCAGCAAUACCCCCCUCGCUCCUGGCUUUUAUAUGCAACUGAAUUCCUUCUGUCCUGCUAAGAGCUGAUUUACUAUAUUAGAUAUAUAAUAAAAUGUGCAUUGCUCAGUUUCCGUCAGUACCAUUCAGUCGGUAGCAGCAUGUGUAAAUGACACAUACAAGAGAUCCAUUAGUUAAUAGUGGGAAUCGUAUCUUACAGGAUCAGUUAUUCUACUGUACCUGAUGUAUUUAUUUAAAUAAACCCUGUCUGAAAGUAGCUGAAAUAUUUGGUUAUUAAUAGCUGCCUUUUGAAAGUUUUAUAUUUUAUGUUUUAAUAAAGCUCACCUGAUAUUUUUCAACAGCAUGGAGUGUGUUUUAGUAUUGGUAGAAUUGUGUUUUAUCAAUUAUUUAAUUACAUAUAAUGAAUAAAUUGAAGCAUACUAUAAAAUACCAGGUUAAAGGCACUCUACUUAAAGUUUCCUCUUUCCUUUUUAUAUUGAAAAAAGAAAAUCUGGAUUAUAACUGCAGGUCACCCUAAAUGCAUGUUUUACAUUAUACAGCAAGGGCUUGAGACAGUUAAAGCUCAACCACCUUGAGAAAACAAUGUCUGAAAGAUUUCUGUCAAAUCAUGGUGGGGUCAUAACGAAUCUUCAGCUAUGGCCAAAAGGUUUGCAUCACCCAUUAGAAUGAACUAAUUUUGUUUCAUAGUCGAAUGAAGCCUGCUGAAUAAUGUCAAACCCCUUUGUCAUUUUUGUAAUUUUCCAUAUACUUUUGUGACAUUUUGAAAUCUAACAUGAAAUACUGUACUAUUCUAGCUUCCGGUAGACUUGCGACAUCAUUUUGUAGUUUCUUUGAUUACAUGAUAAGUAAAAGAUCUAAAUUAUGUUCAUAUAUAUAUAUAUUAUGUCUCAAUUCUAAAAUUCUAGGUGAUGCUAAACUUUUGGCCAUCGCUGUAGUUUGACAAAAUAGUUUUUGCACCUGAAUAGAACUAUUUUUUUUGUAUUUAUUUUAGGAAUUCAAGUGAAACAUCACAAGAAAACAGUGCUAAAAAUUAAAAACGUUAAUUUUCAGUUGUGUGGCAUUUACCUAAAUGGCCUGGCUGAUACUUUCUAGUUUUUAUUUUUUGUAAAAAAGUGAAAUAUAGUACACUCUUUAUAUUUAGUACAGAGGAAGGGGCAUCAAACCCACCACACAGUUGUUUUAAGAUUGUAAUCAUGUACAUUACUUUUUUACUAUCAUACUUUGGAAUUUUUUUUAUUUUUUAUUAUGGGUAACAGGUAGGUUGAAGUAAUUUUCUUGAUGGAUUGUGUGACCUGUCUAUAAAAUAAAACACUUUUUGAAUCCA
Acipenser ruthenus (sterlet) is the source of this 3144-nucleotide messenger RNA. RefSeq names its product ashwin. Gene Ontology annotation, cellular component: tRNA-splicing ligase complex. Gene Ontology annotation, biological process: embryonic morphogenesis. The coding region runs from base 208 to 954 and encodes 248 amino acids. The transcript is spliced from 4 exons. NCBI's taxonomy places the organism in Eukaryota, Metazoa, Chordata, Actinopteri, Acipenseriformes, Acipenseridae. The record is from RefSeq and is a predicted model, not a curated record.